Sebastes umbrosus (honeycomb rockfish) is the source of this 3511-nucleotide messenger RNA. RefSeq names its product NAD kinase 2, mitochondrial (gene nadk2). The transcript is spliced from 13 exons. Bases 162 to 1511 code for a protein of 449 amino acids. NCBI's taxonomy places the organism in Eukaryota, Metazoa, Chordata, Actinopteri, Perciformes, Sebastidae. Gene Ontology annotation, biological process: NADP+ biosynthetic process; NAD+ metabolic process. The record is from RefSeq and is a predicted model, not a curated record. Gene Ontology annotation, molecular function: NAD+ kinase activity. Gene Ontology annotation, cellular component: mitochondrion.
CGUGCCAAGCUGCAUGGUAUGUACCAGUCUUCUCUCUUGUGUUGUCGUGUGUAUCCUCUCACAUGUGUUUUACUUGGUGUUUAAACAUCUCUUCUCGGACCUAAGGAGGUCUUUAAUGUGUUUGUGGUGGCAGGUGCAAAUUUCAUUCCCUGCUUGUAAGAAUGACUCGCCACUCAGUGGUGAACUGGCUGUGCCUUGGGACUCGAGCUGUCAGCCUGCUGUAUGGAAACCCAUUUCGCCCCCUCCACACUUCACUGUGCACCGCCUCAUCGCAGCCAAAAGCUGGAUUCAAACCGGAGAAAGUGGCCGUGGUUACAAAGACUACGAGAUAUGAGUUUGAACAGCAGCGGUAUCUCUACGCAGGACUCUCUGAAGAGGACUUGAAACAGCUGCUUGCUAUGAAGGGCUCCAGCUACAGCGGCCUGCUGGAAAGACACAACAUCCACACUAACAAUGUGGAACACGUUGUGAAAUGCCUGAGGACAGAAGGCAUUGAGGUACGAGUUGUAAAGAGAGGAGAAUAUGAUGAAGAAGUAGUUCGAUGGGCAGAUGCCAUUAUCUCUGCUGGAGGUGAUGGGACAAUGCUACUUGUUGCCAGUAAGGUUUUAAGCAAGGACAAACCAGUUGUUGGAGUUAACACAGACCCUGAGAGGUCAGAAGGUCAUCUGUGCCUGCCUGUGCGCUACACUCGGGCCUUCCCAGAGGCACUGGAGAAACUCUGUCGUGGUGAGUUCAGGUGGCUGUGGCGUCAGAGGAUCCGUGUGAACUUGGAGGGCACAGGAAUCAAUCCCACCCCCGUUGACCUGCACGAACAGCAGCUGAGCCUGGAGCAGCACAGCCAAGCUCACCGCAUCACCACCAUGGACAGCCAGCGGAGUACGACGCCAGCACCCAUCAUGUCGACGGGAACACUACAUGAGAGCUUCUCCAGGCCAAGUCUCCUCCCCGUCAGAGCCCUGAAUGAAAUCUUCAUCGGAGAAUCUCUGUCCUCCAGGGGGAAGUUAAACUCCUUCACACCCCAUGUUAACCUCUUGCUCCAUAGGGCUUCCUACUAUGAGAUCUCUGUGGAUGACGGCCCGUGGGAAAAGCAGAAGAACUCAGGACUCAGCAUUUGUACAGGAACAGGAUCCAAAGCCUGGUCAUAUAACAUCAACAAACUUACAGAACAAGCUGUGGAGGAGGUUCUAAAAAUCGGAAACUCUCAAACAGGUCUUGAUAUCCAACUUAAUCGUGACGUCAUUGAAAAGGUUACUGAUGAAUACAACGAGUCUCUGGUGUUCAGUCCGGAUGACAGACGGUUGUUCUACAGCAUCAGGGAGCCCAUCGUCAACCGAGUCUUCUCCAGCAGUCGGCAGAGAGGCUUCGCCAGCAAGGUGUCUGUCCGCUCGCGGUGUUGGGACGCCUGCAUGGUGGUCGACGGUGGGACUUCAUUCGAGUUCAACGAUGGUGCCAUCGCUACAAUCAGCAUGAGCGAGGAGGAUCAGCUCCGGACAGUCGAUCUGGAUAACUGAGACGAGUCCAGAGCACACGACACUCGACUGGUUUCUCUCAAAGCCAACUGUUCAAAGGGUUGUGGUCAAAGGGAAGUACCACUUCUUUUUAGCUUUUAGCCUCCCAAAAGAAAAAUUGUUAUACCUGAAAGAAGGUAUUAUUGUUACUAUUGUUUUAUUAAAUGUGUGCAUUUUUACAAAUUAAUUAUUUCCAAAUCAGUUUUUUUUUUUUUCUUUUGAAUUUUAUUCUCCAUCCCACCGUCCCCCAGGUUAGAACAGGUUAUAAUCCUCUGGGUUAAAAAUGGCUUUUGUAAAUACUGUGUCGAGCAACAUUUAAAGUGUUACUAUCUUUCACUGCAUCAAAUCAACAGAGUCUCUAAGCAGAGGAAAGAGAUAACAGAUCAGGUAUGAUUAUUAGGUAUAACAUAAAUAUAAUUCUGUUAAUAGAAAAUUUAAAUUCGUGUCUAUUUCAGAUUAUAUUAUGUGAUGUGCUCUCACACGGUGAAUGACUUUUAAAGGAUAAGAAUUAAGUUAUUCUGUAUUUCUUUUUUUCCUUGUCAACAAAUCCCAAUCAGUCAGACACCCACUACUCUCUGACUGUCACUCAGCCCUAAAUCCAUCUUACUGAAGACAUAAACCAGUGAAAACGGCUCACAAACAUCACACUUAAAGGUACUACAUGUAACUUUUAUAAAGUCCUUGUUAUUAAUGACACCGGGUGGUCGUUAAGUGAACUGCAGACAGCAUCCUGUUGCUCAUGUUUGCACUCUGAGCGAUCAUCCUGGGCAUCGGCCAAAACAGUGAUGUGACAUUACAAUCAUAUACCACCGUUACUAUCUGUAAUGUCCCAUCACCAUGACACUAACUAGUUUGCCAUUUGAAAAUUACUUCAUCAACUAACAUUACGAAGCAAAUCCGUCCCAAGUCCUUUACAUAGAAAUCAGUCCACAGGCUGUUAUAGGCAACCGAGAAAAUAGAUAUAAGCAAUAGAUAUGCUCUGAAUUUCGUAUAGAGCACCUUUAGAAAAAGGCUCUGUAGUUUCCUAAAACGGCUGCUCACUGUAGUUUUUAUCAAACGUCACUCAAACACGAGGAAAUUAUGCAUUUGUUGGGGACUAUUUUCAGCGGCGGAUUAAUCCACAUUUGGUGCUCUAGUGAGUUUUAGAACGGUGUAUGUGGGAUUGAGUCUAGAUAAACUAGAGUGUGUGUUGAUGGUGAUGAAGGAACACCCAGUGACACAGUGGUGUCUCACUGAUGUGUUUUUUUGAACGGAGCUCUAUGGUUCAGAGCAAGAAGACAUAUCACACACUUGUUAGUAGAUACUGUACAUUCAUAGUUGGUUUGGGUCUGCACGUGAGAUUUGUUGACAAUGAGAAAAAUUAUAAAAUAUCACCCAGACUUUCAGAAGUCUAAUUUGUGUUUUUUGUAUAAAGGUUUAUAUGGUGAACUGAAAGCACAGUGGCAGUUUGUUGACUAAAGAUAUUUUUGGAAACAUAGCUUAUAUUUUGUUCUAGCUGUUUGAGCCAUUUGGGCUUGGAGAGGAAAGAAUUAAGUGCACUAAAAAAAAACUCCAAGCUUAAAAGGGACAUUUUUCUCCAUGUUUUAGGUCAAAAGUCUUGUAGUUAUAACCUCUCACAAGACCAGAAAUAUAGCUUUGAAAGUGCUACUGAAACGGCAGUGUGUGCCGGAGGCAGACGUGCUUGAUUUUCAACAGCUUGACACUAAAUGCUUGAACAAUGCUGUAUCCGUAAUGAUUUUAAAUAUUUAAUACAAAUCUAACAGGUCUCCUGUAAACACUUGUAAUUUCAUUUGAUCAGGAAAACAUUGUUGGUGCACCUUAUAACACCUCCGUGCCCUGGACUCUGAACCAGGAGGUGUUCUUUGUGAGGACUAGUUUACAAAACCAUCAGGAUAUUGUAAGAUGCAGUGUGCCAAAGGAAGGGUUCCUCAUGAAUGUAAUGUGUCACUAUGUUUAAGAUGCAUAUUGUUUUUCAAUCAGAUAAAAGUGUUAUGAAAAAGAAA